Molecule: messenger RNA, 1038 nt
Organism: Penicillium brevicompactum
Lineage: Eukaryota; Fungi; Ascomycota; Eurotiomycetes; Eurotiales; Aspergillaceae
Exons: 3
Coding region: 1-1038 (345 amino acids)
Biological process (GO): tRNA wobble uridine modification
Cellular component (GO): elongator holoenzyme complex
Source: RefSeq, a predicted model, not a curated record
AUGCCUUCCCAACCCCCACUACCGCCCCUCCUCGCUCCAUAUGUAUCAUCUCUGCCGGAUUCAUCUUUGACGCUAGUGUCUUCUAUCCUCGGAGCCACAUCAAACUGGCUGGUCUUAAGGUUCUUGCAUGCCGCCCUCAGCUCUCAAUCAGCCUCCGCGUUUGGCGCAGAUGAAUCGCAAAAUGGCAUCAAAAAGAAGGUGGUACUAGUGAGCUUUAUGCGCAGUUACGAGUUUUGGAAGACCGAGGCAAAAAGACUGGGCCUCGACCUUGCACGUCUAGCAGACAAACAUGAAUUUGCAUUUGUAGAUGGUUUGUCUGAAUUAUUCUAUGCACCACAAGCCACUGCUGCUCCAAUGAGCUCGCCAGGUGGCCCGGCAGGCAAUCCACGCACAACGUUGCCAAUGAGAUCUGCACCUGGUGCUGUGCCAGGAAGAGUACCUCAACCGAGGGCGCCGGUAGCCAACCCAGCAGGCAAUCCGGCCACAAAGCAGACGGAGUCCGGCAUCGCAAAGAAGCUCCAUUUCACAGGCCGCGGACUGGCUUCACUCGAUGCAAUGGAGCAGGAUGUUGCCUCCGUGAUUGAACAGCAAAAGGCCCAGAUGGAGGAAGGCGAUGAGCUAGUCCUCAUCCUUGACCAGCCUGACCUGCUUCUCGCUACGACGGGUCCCAGUAUGGGAAUCGGAGCCACAGAGAUGGCAGAGUGGAUUACAGGGCUGCAGCAGCAUGCGCAUGCUACGAUUCUUACCUUGGCUACGGAUGCUCCUUUGAUUCAUAAUGCAGCGAGUUCCGGAGGGCAAUUGGCUACGCCGAUAGAGACGGAACAUGCGGCGCUUGCUAUUGGGUUGGCGCAUCGGGCUAGGUCGGUAAUGCAGCUCCGCACUCUGGAGACCGGGGCCGCCAAAGAUGUGAGUGGGGUACUCAGGAUCAGCCGGGGCGGCGGAUUGAGCACGAGUGACGACAAUCUGGAGGAGCGAGAGGCGCUGUACUACAUCCAGCGCGAUGGUGGAGUCACAGUCUUCGGUCGUGGGGAGUCAUGA